Plectropomus leopardus (leopard coralgrouper) is the source of this 2802-nucleotide messenger RNA. RefSeq names its product 6-phosphofructo-2-kinase/fructose-2,6-biphosphatase 4a (gene pfkfb4a). The record is from RefSeq and is a predicted model, not a curated record. Gene Ontology annotation, biological process: fructose 2,6-bisphosphate metabolic process; fructose metabolic process. Lineage: Eukaryota; Metazoa; Chordata; Actinopteri; Perciformes; Serranidae. Gene Ontology annotation, cellular component: cytosol. Gene Ontology annotation, molecular function: fructose-2,6-bisphosphate 2-phosphatase activity; 6-phosphofructo-2-kinase activity; ATP binding.
GUACUGCAGUCAUUACGGUCGACCGUUGGCCUCCAUUGUGGCCAGACCGGAGCACGUGACCGCUGCGCUGCGAGACAUACCGGAUUAUCUCCAUCACAGCGGAGCAGCGCGGAUGAAACACCGGUCACCUUCAGAGCAGCAUCACGGCAAAAGGCCCCGUGCUCCCGCCGCGGCUGCCUCCACCUCACCGCCAGCCGGAAUGGAGGACAGACCACCGUCAAAUCCGCGGGAACUCACCCAAAACCCCCUCAAGAAGAUCUGGAUGCCGUAUAAAAAUGGCCUUCCCGAAAAACACAUUUCUCAGAGAAAGGUAUGUAUGACCAACUGUCCCACCCUGAUCGUGACUGUGGGCCUUCCUGCCAGGGGGAAGACCUACAUCUCCAAGAAGCUGACCCGCUAUCUGAACUGGAUCGGUGUGCCCACCAGAGAGUUCAAUGUUGGACAAUACAGGAGGGAGUGUGUGAAGAUUUACAAGUCCUUUGAGUUCUUCCGUCCAGACAACGAGGAGGGGUUAAAGAUCAGACGCCAGUGUGCCUCAGCAGCGCUGAACGAUGUGCGACAGUAUCUCACAGAAGAGGGAGGCCAAGUGGCGGUUUUUGAUGCAACAAACACUACCAGAGAGAGGAGGGAAACCAUCAUCCAGUUUGCAGAGCAGAAUGGCUUCAAGGUGUUCUUCGUAGAGUCUGUGUGUGAAGACCCAGAUGUCAUACAGGAGAACAUAGUGCAAGUGAAGCUGGGGAGCCCCGACUACACCAACUGUAACACAGAGGAAGCAGUGGAAGAUUUCAUGAAGAGGAUCAAGUGUUAUGAAAACUCCUAUGAGACCCUCGAUGAAGUCCUGGACAGGGAUCUCUCCUACAUUAAAAUCAUGGACGUGGGUCAGCGGUACUUGGUCAACAGGGUGUUGGACCACAUCCAGAGCCGAAUCGUCUACUACCUCAUGAACAUUCACAUCACGCCGCGCUCCAUCUACCUGUGUCGCCAUGGUGAGAGCGAGCUGAACGUCAAUGGUCGAAUUGGAGGAGACUCCGGCCUCACGUCUAGAGGCAAAGAGUUUGGGAAGAAGCUGAGCCACUUCAUCCAGGCGCAGGGCAUCAGCGACCUGAAGGUGUGGACCAGUCAGAUGAAGAGAACCAUCCAGACAGCCGAGGCUCUCAGUGUGCCCUACGAACAGUGGAAGGUCCUGAACGAGAUCGAUGCAGGCGUGUGUGAGGAGAUGAUGUAUGAGGAGAUCCAGGAGCACUAUCCUCUGGAGUUUGCUCUGAGGGACCAGGACAAAUACCGCUAUCGCUACCCGAAAGGAGAGUCCUAUGAGGACCUGGUGCAGCGGUUGGAGCCGGUCAUCAUGGAGCUCGAGCGGCAAGAGAACGUGUUGGUCAUCUGUCACCAGGCCGUCAUGCGCUGCCUUUUGGCCUAUUUCCUGGACAAGACAGCAGAGGAGCUGCCGUACCUCAAGUGCCCGCUGCACACUGUGCUGAAGCUAACGCCGGUGGCCUAUGGCUGUAAGGUGGAGUCCAUCUGCUUAAAUGUGGAAGCAGUCAACACACACCGAGAAAAGCCAGAGAAUGUGAACAUUCACCGUACGACUCAAGACGCCCUGCAGACUGUCCCUCCUCACCUCUGACUGCAGCUGGACCUCUAGCUCUCUCGCUGUCCUUUUCGACGGACUCUUGUGGUAAAUUCACUUUUCCAAUGUGCACGACCUGCUCACCGCGGUGACCGUCUGGGUGAUGUGCCUCCUCUUGCUCCGUCAACACCUCUGCCACACACACACACCUCUCUAUAACUGUCCGUCUUUUUGGUUUUGAAGGAACCUGAACACAGUGAGUGUUCGGGCCUCAGUGUUCAUAUUUGAAAGCUGACUCAGCACAGCUGGUCCAGAUUAUUUAUGAAUUGAACACUUUGCUCACGGCAGGUUCUUGUCUGUGUGUUAAUAUGUUGAGUUACUGUGUGUUGAUAUUGUGCAGCAGUAGAAUUAACACUGAAGGUCAAAGUAUUAUUAUCCAUGUGGCUUCAUCAAGUGAUCUUUUCUGCUACAUGUGUGACCUGGUACUGUAUUAUGAAAUCGUUUUAUGUGACGUGUCUUCAGUGAUAAUGUGCAAUGUGAAGGUUAUAAACCUACCUGGAAACAAAAUGAUGAAGCUUAUAAUAUUUAAAAUAUGUGAUGAUUCAAUGAAUGAAUGGACUGGGUCAUUAUUAGGUUUUCUAUGGUGAAAACAAACUUAAAUUUUAUAUAGAGGGGUUAAAUCAAAUCUCAGCUUUCUUCCGAUGAUUCUAACUUUUAGUGAGAUCUGAACACUUUUUUUAGUGAAGAUUAUUAGCAGUAUUGGAAAUUCAACAAUGCAAUAUCAGCUCAGAGCUGUUGGUGUUGAUACAGUCGUGACUUCGGAUGUACAUCCCAGCUCCACUGUAAUGAAGAUGUGAUAUUUUUGUAAACAUAUUGGUCAUUAUCUCUGCCAUUAAAGGGUUCAAUUAUUUAUUUUGGCCGCACCGAUAAUUGUUUUCAUGUUUGGUUCAUAUGCCAAUACUUUCUGAAUUAAUCGAUUCAUUUUUGAGUCUAAAAAAAAGUCAGUAAAUAAUGAAGAAAUGGGCAUCACAUUUUCUCAGAGGCUAAGUUGACGUGUUCAACAAUGCUGUUUUGUCUCACCAAUCAUCUACAACCCAAAGAUAUCCAGCGCAUCAUCUUAAACUAUGCGAUCUGUUUUUCGUGGUCGUAUUUUUAACAAUUUUACUCCUGUCAAGCACUUUGUGACCUUGCUCUUUGAAAGGUGUUCUACUAAAUAAACUUUUAACAUUGGAAAA